Messenger RNA from Engraulis encrasicolus (European anchovy), 2254 nucleotides. It is a transcript of the gene rxfp2l, whose product is annotated as relaxin family peptide receptor 2, like. Gene Ontology annotation, cellular component: plasma membrane. The coding region runs from base 1 to 2097 and encodes 698 amino acids. Gene Ontology annotation, molecular function: G protein-coupled peptide receptor activity; protein binding. Gene Ontology annotation, biological process: activation of adenylate cyclase activity; hormone-mediated signaling pathway; adenylate cyclase-activating G protein-coupled receptor signaling pathway. The transcript is spliced from 18 exons. The record is from RefSeq and is a predicted model, not a curated record. Lineage: Eukaryota; Metazoa; Chordata; Actinopteri; Clupeiformes; Engraulidae.
AUGCAUAACUUUGCAGGCUACACCGACGCAGAAGCUUUAACACAGUUCUUACACCGCCUACGCCUCAUCAAGUGCUGCUGGGGUGAGGUGGAGUGUCCUCUGGGUCAGUUCCCCUGUGGAAACCUGUCCAUGUGUUUGCCUCAGCCACAGCAUUGCAAUGGGCUGCAGGACUGCCCAAACGGAGCCGACGAGGAGAACUGCGUGGAUAACAGCGGCUGGCCCCAGCUGUUCGACGCCUUUAUGAAGAAGAGGGUGGAGGAGGCAGAGGGAUGCUUGCUGGACGUGUACCCUGAGCAGUGUGAGUGCGAAGGCCGAGUGGUGAACUGCCACAGCAGAGGGCUCCUGCACAUCCCAACCAUCUCCUCCAACGUGACGGCCCUGGUGCUGAAUAGCAAUCGGAUCAUGUCCCUGCCACCCGAUUUAUUUGUUCGCUACAGACACCUUGAGAAACUGCACCUGCAGAACAACAGCAUCGAGGUCAUCUCCAAAAGAGCUUUCUCUGGCCUGUUUUCCCUACGCCAGCUAUACCUGAGUUGGAACCGGAUAUCCACUCUGAAGGCAGGCAUCUUCACCGACCUCCAGAAUCUACAGUGGCUCAUCCUUGAUGAGAACGAGAUAAGCUCAUUGCGGCACCGUGCCUUUGAAGGGCUGCAGUCGUUAUAUUACCUAUCCUUAGUGAAUAAUUCCAUGGAGCAGCUUCCAAGGACGUCCUUCUGCCUGGAAAUGCCUCGGCUACACUGGCUGGACCUGGAGGGGAACAGGAUAGCUUCUCUGAGUGAGGCCAGUUUCCAGGACUGCACCACUUUACAAGUCCUUGUUCUGCGGAAAAACUGCAUUGCAACCAUUGAAAGGGGAACAUUUUCAGCUAUGCAUCGACUAAUAGAAUUAGACCUGUCCGUCAACAAACUCCAAACACUCCCUCCUCCAUUAUUUGAGAAUUUGAAGAGUCUUCAGCAGCUAAACAUCUCAAAUAAUCCACUCAGCAACAUAUACGAAGAUCAGUUUGACAGUUUGGUCAAUCUCCAGUCUCUGAGUAUGGAGGAGGUUGAGAUCCCCAACAUCAGUAUCCGCAUGUUCAGAUCCUUCAACAACUUGUCGCACAUCUAUUUCAAGCGCUUUGAAUAUUGUGGCUACUCCCCGACUGUACGGAGUUGCAAGCCGAACACUGAUGGCAUCUCCUCGUUCGAGAACUUGCUGGCCAACAUCAUCCUCCGGGUGUUCGUGUGGGUCGUGGCCUUUGUCAUCUGCUUCGGAAACAUCUUCGUCAUCUGCCUACGCUCCUGCAUAGCCAGCGAGAAUCAACACCACACCAUGGCCAUCAAGUCUCUCUGCUGUGCUGACUGCCUGAUGGGCAUCUACCUGCUCUUCAUCGGCUCCUUCGACAUCAAGUACUGCGGCGAGUACAACCGCCACGCCCAGAUCUGGAUGGAGAGCCUGUCCUGCCAGCUGAUUGGCUCGCUGGCCAUGCUCUCCACCGAGGUGUCCGUGCUCAUGCUCACCUACAUGACCCUGGAGAAGUACCUGUGCAUCGUCUUCCCCUUCCAGCACUUCCAGGUGGGCCGCAAGAGCACGCUCUGCUACCUGACGGCCAUCUGGGCGCUGGGCUUUGUCAUUGCAGUCAUCCCCUUCCUGGACCGACAGACGUUUGGGAAUUACUACGGGCGCAACGGUGUCUGCUUCCCGCUGCACACGGACCAGAUGGAGAAGCCUGGGGCCAGGAGCUACUCCACGGUCAUAUUCCUGGGGUUAAACCUGGUGGCCUUUGUGGUGAUCGUCUUCUCCUACACUAGCAUGUUCUACUCGGUGCAGAAGACGGCCAAGAGCGCUCGGCAGACGGCGCUGGACCGCGACGUCUCCAUCGCCAAGAGGUUCUUCUUCAUCGUCUUCACCGACGCCAUGUGCUGGAUACCCAUCUUCAUCCUCAAGAUCCUCUCGCUGCUCAGAGUGCAGAUUGCAGGGACGAUGAUCCUGUGGGUGGUGAUAUUCAUCCUGCCCAUCAACAGUGCCCUGAAUCCAAUCGUCUACACCAUCACCACCAGGGCCUUUCAGGAGCGUAUCAAAGUCUGCCUCAGGUACAAGUGCCACGAGACCAGAUGAUAUGAUGGACCUUUUAAUGUCUCGGCAGGGAGAGACAGACAGACACAAACAAAACAAAACGCGUGUGUUGUUGUGUGCACUCACGACGCAGACCAAUAAUAUCCACACUACACAGACAUGAGCAGGCUGCAGACAGAUAACACUAGCAUAACACACA